AUGCUGAUCGGCUUACUAGACGGUAUGAACGUCAACUGGGCAAAGGAAAUUUUCCACAAUCUACAAGACAUGGUGAAACCGGAUUCCGCCCGGUCAUGGGGAUACGCCAUUCCUCUUGGGAAGAUCAUGCUCCACCAUAACAAAAAGCAGCCGCCCCCCGGUUCCACAGGUGGCCGAAAGAAGAAGUCUACAACCGAGAAACCGGCUCCGGUAAAAGGCAAGUCCGGAAGCAAGGACAAACAACAGAUAGAAUCUGCGGAACCGCACUCUGAAACACAUGAUGAGGAAGACUCAGCUUCCACGUCUGACCGAACCGGCACGCAGAAAACCGAUGAAAAUCCUUCCGAUAGAGAAGGACCGAUUGAAGAGGAACAAUCGGCUAUAAGCCUUGAAAACACCGAUGUCGGUGUAGACGGCCGUGGGGAGGUAGAGGUUACCGCUGACAACGACCAGAAGAUGGCCGAAAUUAUAGUGCGCAGAAUCUUGGAGGAAAUCGAUCUGCGAGCUCAAGUGGCUGCCGAAGUAUACCGUGAAUGGUUCGGAAGGCUGAAGGAGAUAGAAGAGGACGUCAUCAUCCUGACAAACGCCGAGAAUCUUAACGAAGCCAUGGACCGACAGACAUUAGUAGUACCGCAUGCUCGGCUACAAAAGCUAACCGUACGUAUACGAAAGCUUUCAGAAAGGUGUGUUGCGGGAACACCGAAGGCUAAGUUACAGCUCGUGGUGUUGGAUAAGCUUGAGAUAAAGAAAGGAGAAUUCACUGAAGAAAUAGAGCGGCUUGAAGCGGUGCACAGACAGCAAAUCACACCGCACUCUCCAGCUCUUGAGACCGGUGACGGUCUGAAUCCAGGAAAUACAUCUCCUCUGGCGGAUCCGGUCAUAAACGAAACCGACGAAAGGACAGAGACUCCUUUCACCGGGCCACUUGAAACUGAUCAGCCUGGGGAUUCAGAACCGCCCAUCACAGAAGAGAAAAUCAAGACUCUUAUUAAAGAGUCGGUCAAAGACGCGGUUAAAUCCUGGAAGAAGAAGGCUAAGAGGGUCGCGGUUCAGGCAUUCCAAAUGGCCGAAACAACGAGGGAUAAUCUUGUGAAGGCAGAGGCCCGGAUCACAAACAUCGAAGCCGACUACCAGGAUGACAUGGUUCUGCACAACGAUCAUCUUCAGCAAACCGAGGACUUGGAAGAUAAGACCUCCAGGAUGGUGGAUGACAUGGAUCGGUUUCAAAGGGAAAUCGAGCAACAGUUCACAAAGGUCGAUGAGGACCUAGGGCGGUCAAGCGGCGAAGUCGGUUCGACCAUUGACAGGGUCAUAGCUCUUGAAAAGAAGAAUGCGGGUCUUGAGGAGCGCAACGACAAGCUUGAAGCUGACCUUAAGGCGGUCACCGAACAGGUGACCGAGUUGAUAAAUGCCAAGAUUAAUGCUGAUAAAGCGGUUGAAGAGGCAAACGCUCGAGCGUCUAAGGACAUUCAGGAUGCGCUGGACGAAGAAACGCGGAAAGAAAAGGAAACACCGCGAUUGACUGAAGAGGAAAUAGCCGUGCGCGAACAACACCUAGCGGCUAAAAAUCCGGCACUUGCGAAGUCCAUGGCAGCUCAAGCAGCCGAGGAUGCAGAGCGGUUAAAUACUGAAAAACGAAGACUCGCCGAUUACGCAAAGGCUCACAAGAAGACCAAGGCGGCUUCCUCCUCUUCGGUUCCGGCAAAACGAAAAAGGAAAACACCAUCAAGGAAGGUUCAAGUAGUCGGGAUGCUGGAAAGGAUCACCGAGACGGUUAUUGAAACUCAACCGAACCCAGCUAUGCACACCGAAGAUGAAGACGAAGAGAAUAUCGAGCCGCGGUCUACAAGACAGCGAAUUCUCAAUGCGGUUCCAAUCAGCACGGUCGGACAACCGUAA
Messenger RNA from Impatiens glandulifera, 1899 nucleotides. RefSeq names its product titin homolog. NCBI's taxonomy places the organism in Eukaryota, Viridiplantae, Streptophyta, Magnoliopsida, Ericales, Balsaminaceae. Bases 1 to 1899 code for a protein of 632 amino acids. The transcript has 2 exons. The record is from RefSeq and is a predicted model, not a curated record.